Molecule: messenger RNA, 534 nt
Organism: Ordospora colligata OC4
Lineage: Eukaryota; Fungi; Microsporidia; Ordosporidae
Product: translation initiation factor
Exons: 1
Coding region: 1-534 (177 amino acids)
Biological process (GO): translational initiation
Cellular component (GO): eukaryotic translation initiation factor 4F complex
Molecular function (GO): RNA 7-methylguanosine cap binding; translation initiation factor activity
Source: RefSeq, a predicted model, not a curated record
AUGAACAAGCUAUCUUCGAAGUUCCACGUCACAUUAAAGGUUAUCGACGACUCAGGCGAUGGCGUUUCAAAGGACACAUAUGAAAAAAACCUCAAGAGUAUAUGCACCUUAGAAACUCAGGAACACGUCUCAUACCUUCUUCAUCAUCUGAAGAACUUCGACACAACAGAUAAGCAGUUCUACAUAAACAUCUUCAAGGAAGGCAUCAAUCCAGUUUGGGAAGAUGAAAACAACAUGAAUGGUUGCGAUUGGAGUCUAAUGCUCAAAAAGGAGGUUGCUCAAAGAUACUUCGAAAGAAUACUGAUCUGCCUGUGUACUGGAUACUUCAAGACAUUCGUCCCAACUGGUAUAGUCGGGAUCCACAAGGAUAACAAGUUCAAACUCAGCAUCUGGUCAAAAAACCUUCCUUCAAACUCAGAAUGCGUACAAAUUAUCAACGAGCUUAAGGCCGCACUCGAAAUCAACUUUGUAAUCACAUUCCAUUACAAAAACCAUUCAAAAAUACUCGCAUACCACAAGUCUCUGGAGAUGUAG